AGUACUACGGUCCGCGGUCAGUGUGUAACGACGCGUCGUUAGUUUGUUUGAUAUGAUAUUAUUAUCCACGUAAAGUAUAAUAAUAUUAUACUAUUCAUUUUUGAUUUUUACCAUAUAUACAUUAUAAUAUACUGCGGAGAUCGGUCUGAAAACCUUAUUGAGUGCAGUUGAUAUAAUAUAAUAAUAUAGAAGCGGUAUCAUGCGCUGAGGUCGGCGAAGGGGAAGAGUCUAUAACAUGGACAGGCCCAAGAGGCCUUUUUUUUCGUUAAAAACGCCGAAAAAAGAUGAACCGUCGUCCCAAGAUAAGGUGCCUACGAAAAAAUCUUUCAAGGAUAAAGUAGAUUUUUUCGAAAAGAGCACCGAUUCUAAAGAUAGUCUGCAAGAUGCUGCUGUUGGUGGCGAGGGAUUGCGUGAUGGGUCGGGUGAUGAAACGUUUGAAGAAGUACUUGAAGAACGCGAUAUAUAUACAAAAGAUGGUCGGAAAAAGGGCAAAAUGGCCAUCGUGAACAUGGUGACAGUACACAAAAGUGUAAAAACUAUUAGUAGCCCGGAAGCAAGUCCCGUUAUCAAACAUUCGUUAUCAUUUGACCGAGAAGGUUCAAUAAGCAGGUCUUCAUCCAGAGAUAGUCUUUCAUCCCCGAAUACUUGGAGAAAAUCGUUCGUCGGUACUCGGUCACAAUUUGACUUACAUAUUGAAGAAAUAAAAAACGAACAGGAGAGAGUGCAAAAGAAGACCUUUGUUAACUGGAUAAACUCGUAUCUGAGCCAAAGGAUACCGCCACUGAAAAUUGAUGAUUUGAUCGAAGAUCUUAAAGAUGGUACUAAGCUACUUGCAUUGUUGGAAGUUUUAUCAGGAGAAAGACUGGCUAUUGAGCGUGGUCGUAACAUGAGGAGGCCUCAUUUCUUGAGUAACGUAAACUCUGCAAUACAAUUUUUACAAAGUAAACGGAUCAAGUUAGUAAAUAUAAAUUCUGCUGACAUUGUUGAUGGGCGACCUCCGAUAGUCUUAGGGCUCAUUUGGACUAUAAUUUUGUAUUUCCAGAUUGAAGAAAAUACAAAAGGACUCUCGUCGUUGAACUACUCUUUUAGUGGAAGCACGAGUAGCCUGGAAAGCGUUCGAUCUCCCACGAUGGAAAUUAACCGGAAAGCUGAUGGUGCUAAAAAAACUUUGUUAAAGUGGGUCGGAACGGUAAUCCCAAAGGAAAGCAAUAUAAAAGUAAAAGAUUUUGGACCAAGUUGGAGAGAUGGCAUAGCUUUCCUCACUAUUAUAGAUACCAUACAAACAAAUUUAAUUGAUAUAACUACUUUGAGAAAUGAAACAAACCGUACCAGACUUGAAACUGCAUUUAAUGUCGCUGAACAAGAUUUAGGAAUCGCGCGUUUACUGGAUCCAGAAGAUGUCGAUGUAGAUCGUCCAGACGAAAGAUCGGUUAUGACAUAUGUAGCGCAAUUUGUGCAUAAGUAUCCAGAAGUUCGAAGUGAAAGCGGAGAAUCAAUCGAUAAAAUUCAAAAAGACUAUAAUCUUCUUUUAACGUGGUUAACUGAAAAAACUCAAUACUUAUCUUGGUCACAAAAUUUAUCUCAAGAUUUUUCGGAAUUUUCAGAGGCACAAGAUGAAAUCGUUUCUAUGAGCCAUUUAUAUAACAGGCUAAAAAAAAUCUGUAAUUCUGGUUCGUCAAUUAGUAUUUCAGCACAAUCGUGGAAAGAGCUAGAAAAACUUUGGACGUUAUUAGAUAAUCUUAUGAAACAUUGGCAAUGGCAGUUAGACCUCUAUUUACCAGAACCAUUUAAAGUAAUUGGGGAAUGGAUUACAAAAGCUGAGCAGCUAAUAAACGACAAUAAUAUCCCAUCUAUUAUGAAUGAGGAGACUGCGGUUAUAAUUAGUAGAAAGCUAGAAGAUCAUAAGACAUUUUUUGCUGAUUUACCUGAAGUUCAACAAAAAUUCAACGAGCUGUUGUUAAAAACUAAAAAUCAAAACAGAGAAGUUAAUGAUCUAUCGAGACGUCUCAAUAACAUUCAAGUAGAUUCACAUAAACGGCGAACCCAUCUAAAAUUUUUAGAACACAAGUGUUGUUUGAUUGCAUUUUUAAAUUUGACUGAAAAUAAACUAAAAGCAUGGACUGUUAAAUAUGGCCGUCAUCAGGAUGUUUUGCAGCUUCUCGAGAAAUACAACAAUUUCGUUAUAGGAAAUAAUAUAUUUCAAGAAUUUAAUAAGGCGUUUAUAGAUAUGCAAAAUGUUGUACAAGAGUAUAAACAUGAAUGUCGUAUAGAGUAUAAAGAGACAGUUGCAAUUGAAAAAUUCAUGAAACAGACGGCUGAACAAUGGAAAAGUAUUGCAAUGGAGCUGAGAUGUGCACAAAGUAUGCUUGAAGAAGUAAUAGCAUAUUGGAGACGGUGGAAAUCAUUAUCUGAAGAUAUGAAAGCAUGGUUAUUGGAUGCUGUUAAAAAAAUUAACUUGCCACACGAGCAACGGAUUGAUUUUUUUCAGGAUAUUGGUGUUUGGAAGGAAAAAUAUGAGCUGCUUAAUGAUACUGUAAGCUUUUUAAUUGCAACAUGUGAAGACUCAAUUUGUGCUGAAUUAAAGCAAGAGUUCCAAAGUAUUACAGCUACGUGGGAAAGUAUAUUUUUGAAAGCUAAAGAUUACAUGCACUCUGGUGAUAUGAUCAGAAAUCGUAAAGAAUAUUUAGAAGGUUUGGACACAUUACACAAAUGGAAUAUACAAGCAGAACAAAUUAUGUCGUCAAUACAUUUGAGUUCAUCCCAAAAAAUUAAAGAUUACUUAGGUGACAUCCAAAGUCUUCAAUCACAAUUGGAUCAAAUGGAUGAUCUUUUUAAGGCAAUCAGUAAAAAAUUUCAAGUGUUAAUAAAAGAUUUAACAAGAGACGAAGUCAACGAGAUGAUGUUGUGUGUUAAAAGAGAAAAAGAAUCUCUUGUUAAUAUUAGAGCAAGCAUACCUGUACAUUUAAAUGCUCUUCACCAUAUGCUAGUUCAGUAUGACGCUCUUGAGACAGGUCAACAAGAAAUAAAUCAUUGGUUAAACAAUUGUGAAGAAUUUUUGUCUACAUUAAAACUAAGUAAAAGUCAAAAAGAAUUGCAUGAAGAUAUUGAAUACUUAAAGAGCAUUGUAGUACGCAUGUCGUAUUACCAGUCUAUGUUAUCCAGCAAGAAUAAAAUAUUCCAAAGCAUAAUUAAAUCAAUUCAACCCGAGAAAGAUCAAGGAAAUAAUUCAGAGUUUGUACAAACAAUGGCUGACCUGAACGCUAAAUUUUCUAGAAUAACUCAAGAAUGUCAACAGUGGGAUAUGAAAUUACAACAGACUUUGAGAUGUUGGCAUAAUUUUAUUGAAAUAGAAAAAGUUAUACUAGAUUGGAUUGAAACUAGUAAACAAUUAUUUUUAGAGGAACAGACAAGUUCAAGACAAAAUUUAGAAUCUCAAAAAGGGUAUUUUGAGUAUUCAAAUAAUAAUAAAUGGAUUGCUGAGUUAGAAAAUGUUGAAGGCGAACUACUUAGAUGUAUCUUACCAAGUGAACAAGAAACAAUAAGAAAUAGAUCCAAAGCAAUAAAGUUAAAAUAUCAAGAAUGUUUAAAUAUGGUCCCAGCAUACAUAAAGAGAGUUGAAUUUAAAAUAAAUGAAAUCACAUUCAAUCAAUGUAUAAAUGAAGCAGAAAAAGAACUUAACAUUGAACAACAAAUGUUUAGUAGAAAUGAAAAUGUAAACUUGAUACUCAAAAGGAACAUUGAAUACUUUGAUAACGGUAUGAUAGUUAAGGAACUUAAAUCGUGUUUAAAUAAUAUGUCUGUCGAAAGUAAAAAAAUAUCAAAUCCAUCUAUUGAUUCAAGUCUAAUCAAAUCUAUUAAUCGAUUUGAAAGCAUAGAAAAGAGAACUGCGGAAAUGAGACAAAAAUGUAAACAAAUACCUAAUCAGUUUCAAGAUUAUAAAUCUAAAUUUGAUAGUCUAGAAAAAUGGAUGAAUGCAGUUGAUAUAAGCGUUGAAAGAUUAUUAAAAGGACUUUUAAAUGAUGAAGAAUUUGAAAAAGAAAAAUCUAUAUUCCAAGAAAUUUGUCGUGAUGUAGAUAGUAAACGUGAUGAUAUGAAAUGGAUGGUUCAGGUACUAGAUAGUCUAUUACCUUAUGUAUCUGAUGAACAGCAACAAGUAGAACAAAAAAAUCUUGAAGAAUUAAUUGGUCGAUAUAAACAUUUAAUACCAACCAUAGACAUGACAAUAACUAAAACUGAGAUGUACACCAAAUGCUUUAUAUACAAAAAAGAGGUCACAGAAAUUGGAAAAAUGUUAGAAAAUGCCAAAGAUGAACAAUUACUUAAUAAAGGAGAAUCAUUGGAUGAUUUAAGUGAGCUCAUUAAAAAUCAGGAACAAAUAAUUGAAAGACUCGAGAAACAACGAAUUAUUGUAAUGUCAACAUUGCAAAGAGGAAAGCAAUUAGUGAAAAAUUCCGCUUCUGUGCCAAACUUUAUUCCUCAACUUGUUUCCAAAUUGGAAACAGAUUGGAGUUUUGUAUAUAAUGAUUCUAUUGAUAAAUUCAAUAAAUUAAAAAAUGCUCAAAGGCUAUUAAUAGAUUACACAAAAACUAAAAAUGAAGUUAUGGAAAUAAUCAAAAAAGCCGAAAAUGAACUAAAAACAGUAUCUGAUGAUAAUAAACAUAACUCACAAGAAAUUUCAAUGCAAUUGAGAAGUAAACAAGAACUAAGUCUUGCCUUGCGAGAAGCAGCUGAAAAUAUGUUAAACAAAUUGAGGGAUAUAUCACAAAAUUUACAUAUUCCUGAAAAAGAAUUUGCAAUUGAAAACGAAAUUAGUGUGAUAGAAAAUAAAUUAACAGAAACAAUUCAAACAGUGGAUAAAGAAACACAACGAUUAGAAAAGCUCUCAAUAAAACUAUGUGAACUUGAUUCAGGAUUAAACAAAAUUCAUGUUUGGUCUGUUGAAUCUGCUCCUGCUGUCAUAGAAAGAAUACAACAAGAUCAAACAAAUCCUGAAGUUAAGGCACGAGGAAUUGAAGAAGUUCAAGAUGAACUACAAAAACAGCGAAAUAGCUUAGAACGCUUAACAGAAGAUCUCCAUAGUUUUGAAAAAGAAAGUGAUACCAAUGAAACACAAAAACUCAGACAAGAUUUGGAUGAAGUAAGAAUGUCAAUUUUAAAUUUGGAGUGUAAUACUAAUCGUAAGAAUGAAGAAAUCAAUAUUGAUCUUAAUGAAUGGCAAGUUCAUAAAGCAAAGUUAGAAGAAAUUAGACCUUGGUUAGAAAACGCUGAAAAAAAAAUAAAUACUGAUCAUAUAAAACCAAUCACAUUGCAAAUGGCUAAUGAUUGGUUAAAAAAUACACAAUUGAUCAAUUUAGAAUGCCAAGAAAAAAUUGAAAAUCUUAAAACCAUAACUUCUGAGAACAAGACUGCAGUUAUUUUAAAUGAAGUAGAUGCAAUUCAGUCUCGUUGUAUAUCUGUACAAUCAUCGGCAGUACAACAAACUACCCGAUUACAGAGAUUGUUAUUUAACUGGAAUGAAUUAAAUGAAAAAGUUUUAAAGAUAGAAGAAAAACUAAAUCAACCACUGUUAUCUGAAUUGAAAGAAUUAAUUAUAAAUCAAUCAAUUUCAGAAGAUUUACUCGAAAAAAAAUUAAUGGAACAUAAGGCAUUAACUCAAGAACUUAAUGAAUGUCUUAGUGACAUUUCUAGUCUUUCACAAAACCUUAAUGGACUAAACCAACAUUUUACAAUUGAAACUACCAGUGAUAUUAAGGAGAAGUUGUCUACUUUAAAGACCAAAAAUAAUGAAUAUUUAAAGAUAAUGCAUGGACAAAUGCAAACAAUUUCUAAUAUUAUUUCAGACAAAAAAGAACAUGAAAUCAAAGUAAAUACGUUUUGCGAAUGGUUAAAUGAAUUGGAUUCAAAAGUAAACAAAUGCAAUAUUGUUCCAAGUACUUCAAUUGAAGAAAUAUUGAAAAAGCUUCACACAUUUACUGAAGAACACAUGGAAAAACAGUCAUUAUUUACUGAAAUUGAAGAUGAUUUUAAACAUUUUGAUGAUAAUGUUUCAGUACAACAGUCAAUUAUGCAAUUUAAAGAACUUCAAGAUUUAAUGCAAAAGAAAAAAAUUGUUCUCGAAAAAGCAAAUGAAUUUUUUAUCUGGAAUGAAACAUUAUUAGAAAAGUUGAAGCAUGCUGAAUUUCAGUUUGAUACAAAUCAAGAUAAAAUAAAUUUAAUAAAUGAUAUAAGUGCUUGUUCUGAGGAAGUAGAUCAAUGGAAAAAUAAUAUUGAUUCAAUUGAACACUUAUUGCAGCAAAGUAAAACUACUAUUCCUGGAUUAUCAAUUGCGGAUCAAUUCAAACAGCUACAAUUGAAAUUGGAACAAAUCCAGGGAAAACUCAAAGCAAAAGAAGAAAAUGAACAGAAAGUAAAAGAUUGUCAAAAAAUGGUCAGUGAAAUAAAUGAUAAAUUGGUAAAACAAAUUAAAAUAGUUGAGAGUAAAGUUGAUGAUCAUGUAUUGGCAUUAAAAUCGUGGAAAGAUAUUUCUCUUGUAAUUCCGAAACUACAGAAAUUAAAAGACACAAGUGAACUUGUUGAACAACUAAAGACUUUGGAAAAAGAAGGUGAAGUACUAACCCAGCUAGACAAAAGUAGCUCGUUAUUUAUACAAAAUAUUUUAUUGGAUAUUAACGCUGAGUUGAUUAAUUUAAAAACUAAGACUGAACAGUCAAUUGCAAAUUUAACAGAAUUGAAUGAUAAUUGGUUAAAUAUGAACGAUAUAAAAAAUAAAAUAAAGACAACUAAAGAAGAAUGCAAAACUAUUUUAGAAUCGAUAGAAACUCCAAAUGAUUUAACUGAGGCUCAGAUAAUAGAAGACAAAUAUAACAAAGCAUUAAAACAAAGUACAGCCUUAUUGGAUGUAUUGCCUGUAGUUGAAGAAUCUGUGCAAAAAAUGGUGACAUUGGCUGAAAAUUAUCCGCAACUAAAUGUUAAUAAAUUUAAUCAAAUUUAUAAAAAAGACUUAGAAAGUUUGGAAAAAUAUCAUGCUGACCUUAAAGAAAAUGCUGAAAUAGCACAUUCUCAACAAGUUAUUUGGAAACAAGUGAACCAGACCAAAGAUAGUAUUUUACAGUGGUUAUCGGAUGUAAACGUUGAACUUUUAGAUUGCACAAACAAUUUAGAUGACAUUGAAAAAAUUAAAAAUAAACUCGUUAAAUACUCAGAAGAAAAAGAGCUUAAUUUAGAUUUAAAAAACAAUCUUGCUGAAAAAAUAAAUAAAUUACAAAAACUUAAUGGAAAUAAACCUAUUAUAACAUUAGAUUCAUUAAGUGCAUUGAUUAAUGAUCAAUUUGAUGCCGUUGAAAGUAUUGCUUGUAAUUUAGUUCGUCUAAUUACUGCUUUUUCUCAACGAGAAGAAGCAAUAAGAGCUGAAAUAAAAAAACGUACUUCUGAAAUUAAUCAAAUACGAGAAAAUGUUAAUAAAUGUGAUAACUUAAACAAUGAAUUAGAUACAUUAUUGAUUAAUUUAAAAUCUUGUCAAAAAUGCAAAAAUGAACUGAUUAAAAUGAAUUUAAACAUAGACACUGUUAACCAUUCAGUAUCAGAAAUGACUGAAACUUUUCCUAUAAUUGCCGAAUCAACAGCAAUUAAGGAAUUGAAAAGUCUUAAGAAACGAUAUGAAAGUGUUGUUCAACAGGUCGAUAAAGUUGAAACAACAUUAAUGACAUAUUUAAAAAAACAUUUAGAAGAUGAUUUAAAUAACCUUCUACAUUCGAUAAAAAGUAUUGAUGAAAAGCUAACAUGGUGUAAGCCUGAAGAAGAAAUUGAGAAAGAACAAAUAGAAGUUAAACUUGUUUCUGUUGAGGGUAUCAAAGGAAACUUAUCAGUGAUUAAGGAACAAAAAUCUAAAAUAGACCAUGUCUUAGAAUACCUCAAUCAGUAUUCAUCGUCAGAUGUAAACUUAGAAGAAUUGAGCAACAACGAUGAGCUAUUAAGUGUUAACCUCGAGAACACAGAAAAACAAAUAAACGAACGAAAGGAAGCUCUAGAAAAAUUAAUUAAUUUCUGGGUUGAGUAUCAAAAAUAUCUCGAUAAUAUCCUUCCAUUAGUAAAUAUUUUAGAAAAUGAUAUAAAAAUGUCUGUAGAAAUUCCUAUUGAUAUGAAUUCAAUAAAUAUAAUGGAAGAAAAUGUAAAUAAAUUCAAGUUCAAUGUCGAUACAGCUAAACAAUUUUUGAAUGAACUUGAAUCUUGUGUCGAAAAUAUUAAAUCCAUUGAUAGUAAAUCAACAUUAGAUAAUCAAGCUAUAAAAAUUAAACGUAAGUUAGAUUCUUAUCAGAAUAGCAUCGGUAAAUGCUUGGAAAGAAUAGACCAUCUAAAAGAAAUGAAAAUAGAAUUUAACGUUUCUUUUGAAAAAGCUAAUAAAUUAAUAAAAGAAUUAAAUAAUAAAUUGAAAUCCAUUGAAACUACUCAACCUGCGGGCAAAAAAUCUAUUCAAAAUGCACAAUCGGAUUUAGGAAUUAUGAAAAAUCUUAACAAACAACUUGAAGAAAGUCAACAAUUAGUCAAUGACACAGUAUCAAAAGGUGAAUGUAUGUACCCUGAUAUUACUAUGGAAAAUCGGGAAGAAAUAAGAUCUAAAGUUAAGCAAUUAAGAUUAGCGUGUGAAAAUUUAAAUGACGAAUGUGGAAAUAUAACAAAAACAAUUGAAAAUAUUUUAGUACAAAAAUCAUCUUUUGAUGAAAGUUGUAAUCAAAUUCAAAAUUGGCUUCAUGAAACAGAAGAAAAAUUCAAUGAUUCUAAAAGAAUAAAGAAAAACAAUAUUAUAGACAAAAAAACUAAUUGCAAUAAUUUAAAAACAUUGAAACAAGAUUUGAUUGCUUAUAAAGAUAACAUUAAUCAAUUGAAAGAAAAGGUAACUCAACUAAAUGAACCAGACACUGAUUUAAAACUUAAAGAUUUUUUCAAAAAAUAUGACAGUAUUGCAUCAGGAGUAAAUAAAUGUUUAAAAUUAAAUGAGACACAUUUGAAAAAUCAUGAGUUGUAUUUAGAAAAUGUAGAAAUAUUUAAGAAUUAUCUCAAGGUAUUACAAGACGAGUAUUCAGUUGCAGUGAACAAUGUUUCGGAAACUGAGUCUGAUGUGUUUAUGAAUAUAAUUGGUCAUAAGUCUGAAGGAGAGUCAUUACUAGAAAAAUGUAGAGAAAUUGGAAACACUGUAUUAAAAGAAACCGAUGUAGAUGGUAAGACUGCAAUACAAAAUGAACUCGAUGAAAUUAAAAUUAACUGGGAAAGUUUAAUGUUAAAUUGUGAAAAUACUUCAAAAAUGUUAAACCAAAAACAAAAUCAAAAUGAUAAAAUUUUAACAAAAAUUGAAAAUCUUGAUAAAUAUUUAAAAUCAAUUGAAACACAAAUUAAAGAUAGAAGUCUAAAAAAUUCUUUAGUAAGUAAACAACAAUAUUUAGAAAAAUUGAAACAAUUUGACGAAGAUAUCACAAAAAAACACAAGGAAAUUUUAGAAAUACAAUCUGAAACUAUUGAGGUUUCACCCAAUGUAAACAGUGCAAUUAUGAGUUUAAUAAAAACUUAUCAGAGUGUUAAAACUAGAACAAAGGAAUCAAUAUUAAGGUAUGAAAAUUUUGUACGAGAACACCAACAUUUUGAUUCAAGUUAUGAAGAGUUCACUGGAUUAGUAAAAUGUUUAACAGAAGAGCUAAACAAUUACAGCGAAGUUGUUGGCGAUUUAGGAUUUCUACAGGCAAGGCAAAAAAAAUUGUUAGCAAUGUCAGAUUCAAAAUGCCAACAAAGUGUGCAGUAUGAGUCCCUUGUUAAUAUGGCGGAAAAGUUAUAUGCCCAAACCUCUCCAGACGGAAGAGAAAUAAUUCGCCAAAAUAUGAAGGAUUUGAGAAAUGCGUGGGAAUCAGUGUCUGAGACUUUACAAUCCAGUCUAAGCAAACUUGAUAAUUGUUUAUUGCAAUUUGCUGAAUUUUCACUGUCACAAGAACAACUGACCAAAUGGCUGAAAAAUAUUGAGCAAGCAAUGCAACAACACACUGAAACAAAAGCUACUUUACAAGAGAAAAAAGCUCAACUUCAGAACCAUGUUGUUAUCAAUCAAGAAAUAUUGUCUCAUCAAAAUCUUGUACAAUCAGUGUGUGAAAAGGCUCAGGAACUCGUGAAUCAAACAAAAGAUAAUACUUUAAAUACGUAUUUAGAGUCAAUUAAAAAUCUUUAUGAAAAGAUUGUUACAAAGUCUAAGGAGUUGAUGGAUUCGUUAGAGCUUUCUGUUCAAAAUCAUUCUGAAUUCAAUCAAGUUUGUCAGAAACUUAAAUUGAUUUUAAAAGAACAACGUGAUAAAAUUCGAGAAAAUGAUAGUAUUGCUGCAGAAAAAGAUAAUAUUCUUAAAAAAAUUAAUAUAUUUAGAGAAAUGAAAACAGCAAAUACAACUGAAAAUGAAUUACGAAAUCAUCUUGGAGAUGUAUUUCAAUUGGUUAGCAAAACAACCACAAAAAAAGGAAUUAAUGUUAUGUCAAAAGAAAUAUCAAAAAUAGAUAGUGAUAAAUCACAGUUAAUAAUACAGCUAGAUACCAUUAUUGAAAAAAUGGAAGAAAUACUGAUUCAAUGGACUGAUUUUGAAAGUGAAUUUGAUGAGAUUACCAACUGGUUUAGAUUAACAGAAUCACUUAUUAAAGAUCAACAAUUGCAAUCAACAUUUGAAAAUAAAGAAAAUAAAUUAAAACUUUUUGUGGAUAAACGAAACGAAGUAUUAAAUUAUGAACCCAAAAUAGAAAAGUUCAUUGAUAAUUCAAAUAACUUGUUGCAUACAAGUGGAGUAGAACGUCUAAAACCACUUAUACUCCAAGUUGGAAACCGGUAUCAAUUAAUUUUAGUUUUAAGUAAAGAAAUUGUGGCAAAAUGGCAAAAUAUUGCUGAUGAUCACAAAAAUUUCAACAAAAAAUUGGCUGAAUUCAAGUCAUGGUUAGAAACUUUGGAAAGUAAACCUGCUCAAAUCCUGGAUGACAAUGAUUUAGAUUUGAACAAAAAACUAUCACAAUUAUUAAGUAUUUAUGGUAGUUCUGAUCAAACAUCGGCAAAAAUAUCAUUAUUAACGUCUAUUGGUGAAAGUUUAUACCCUGAUACAUCUGCUGCUGGGCGAGAAACUAUUCGUCAACAACUCAAAGAUAUUCGCGAAAGAUGGGAUACAUUAGAUGAAAAAGUAAAGACUGCUCAAAAAACCCUUGGAGUCCAAUCACAACAAUGGAAUAGUUAUCAAGAAACUCUUUUACAAACUAUUAAUUGGUUAGAAGGUAUAGAAAAAGUAAUUGCUUCUAACCAGUCACCCAUUUGGUCUUCUCCACAAGAAAUAAGAUCAAAACUUUUAAAGCAAAAGGCAACAAUGCAAGAAAUAAAUUCACAUAGUCGUAUGAUAGAAACGAUAAUGGAGAAAGGAAAAUCAAUAAAGAAGCCUAAAGACGAAUCUGAUCCUGAUAUAUCAUUGAAGGACAGAUAUGAUUUGUUGCGUGAAAAAAUGAAUAAUUCUAUUUCACAACUUGAAAACUACUUAGAGACUUAUCAACAAUAUCAAGAUUUACACAAAUCAUACCAAGAUACUCAAAAACAGCUUUGGGACCAACUCUCAAUAUAUACAGAUUAUUCAGGAAACAAACAAAUUUUAGAGUCCCGAUUAAAUAAAGUUAAUGUUAUACAAACUACUUUCAAUAACAACAAAACCAACAUUAUUGACAAUGGAACGUUUUGUAGAAAACUCUAAGGAUACAAUUCCACAAAAAGCAAUUGAUACAAUGUUGAGAGAUCAUACAAAUUUACAAUUUGAACAAGAAAAGUUUCAGUCAUUGUUAAAUGAUUUAUUAGAAGGUUUACAAAGUAGAAUAAAUCAAUGGGUAGAGUUUGAAAACUUGAUGCAUCAGUUAAUUUCUUGGCACAAUGAUACUGAAAAGAAAUUGCAAAA
Messenger RNA from Acyrthosiphon pisum (pea aphid), 11941 nucleotides. RefSeq names its product nesprin-1-like. NCBI's taxonomy places the organism in Eukaryota, Metazoa, Arthropoda, Insecta, Hemiptera, Aphididae. Gene Ontology annotation, biological process: nuclear migration. Gene Ontology annotation, molecular function: actin filament binding. The transcript is spliced from 43 exons. The coding region runs from base 236 to 11743 and encodes 3835 amino acids. Gene Ontology annotation, cellular component: nuclear outer membrane; cytoplasm; meiotic nuclear membrane microtubule tethering complex. The record is from RefSeq and is a predicted model, not a curated record.